Anguilla rostrata (American eel) is the source of this 1587-nucleotide messenger RNA. RefSeq names its product regulator of microtubule dynamics 1 (gene rmdn1). Gene Ontology annotation, molecular function: microtubule binding. Lineage: Eukaryota; Metazoa; Chordata; Actinopteri; Anguilliformes; Anguillidae. The coding region runs from base 213 to 1124 and encodes 303 amino acids. The record is from RefSeq and is a predicted model, not a curated record. Gene Ontology annotation, cellular component: mitochondrion; spindle microtubule; mitotic spindle pole. The transcript has 11 exons.
GAAGGGGGCGCUUGCCACUGGGUUGCCAGACGCGGCUUGUAAUCCUGAAAUAAACCUUUGGGUGUAUAUGCUCGGAUCGUCGCAUAUUCCGCACCGAUUCUUGUUGGGUUGAGAAAAAAACGUAAAAAAUGUAACACACGCACGAUGUUGAACUAAAAUAGCAAGAUGGCGUUUCCAUAAGAAUAUUGCGGUCCAGUUUUGCAGGGGAGGACAUGGCUGGGAUCAUUCUAACUCGGUCCAUCUCACGGUCACUAUUGCCUGCAAGCAAGCACGUCAAGACCAAAGGACUGACCAGACAAUACUGGACUCUUCGCAGGAAGCCCCUUCUCACAGGUGGAAGAACGGCUACUUUGCUUUUGUCGUUGCCGGCCUUAUCUUUCCUGGGAAGCAAAACGUACAGGAGGCUGCAUGUGGUCCAUGCUCUGGACAAAGCCGAAGAGGACUUGGAGCAAGCCGACUACCUGUACAGCUGUGGAGACACGGAGAAGCUUCACCAGCUGCUGCUGCCGUACAAGGACAGCGAGGACGCCGAGCUGCUGUGGAGGCUGGCCCGCACCUCCCGGGACCUGGGCCAGCUCUCCACGGUCGCCCCCGGCGACAAGAAGCGGCUGGCGUACGAGGCCUUCGAGUACGCCAAGAGAGCGCUGGAGAAGGACGACGCCUGCUUCGCCGCUCACAAGUGGUAUGCGGUGUGUUUAAGUGAUAUUGGCGAGUAUGAAGGGAUCAAAGUAAAAAUAGGAAAUUCCUACAUCAUAAAAGAACAUUUAGAGAGAGCAAUUGAGUUGAACCCAAAAGACGCAACUUCCUUCCACAUCCUGGGGUAUUGGUGUUUUGCCUUUGCCGAGUUGCCAUGGUAUCAGCGCAAAGUUGCCGCCAUGAUCUUUGCGUCGCCGCCCACUGCCACGUAUGAAGAGGCUUUGGAGUUCUUUCUGAAAGCAGAAGAAGUGGAUCCAAACUUCUACAGCAUGAACCUGCUGAUGUUGGGGAAGACAUACCUGAUGCUGGGGGAGAGGGACAAGGCCAUUCACUGGCUCAGCAAGUCCAGGGACUACCCUGCCCACAACGAGGAGGACCGGGAGGUCCACAAGCAGGCCCUUGAUCUCCUGAAGAAGAUAAACGGAUGAAGGUACGGAUGGGUGUCGCUACGACAAUCACUGUGAGCACCUGGAGUUCUGAGGCAUCACGGAAAGGGUCUCGAGGAACAGCAACUUCGAACAAACUGUUUAGUAUUCACCGCAGAGGACUGGUACCACACUGAACCAUUGGUCUCUUCUGAAGCAUGGGGAAGAGACACUAAAUACUGGCAUUAUAUCUAUUAGUGUAACUGAGCAUCACGUAUGCUGUGACACAUUUUCUAGAAGUACUCUAUGAUGCUGCGAUAACACUUUCAUAGUGCUAAUAACCAGGCCAUGAAUGUUUUAGCAUGAUUUAGGGAAUAUAGCAUUAACCCCAAAUUUUAACUCGUUUCAUUUUAAUGACUUCAUUUAAAACAUUUUAUUUUUUCAAUUCAGAAUACUGUAUAGUGGUUAACAAACUUUGCAAGUCCUGUGCAACUUGAAUAAAAUCUUUUUAAUUGUAUAUAUCGUA